AUGUUCCUCUCUUUCUUGAACAUAAUCGUCAACAGUAUCCCAGAGCUUCUCUGGGCCCUCUUAAAUGGCUAUCCCCCGUUAUCAUCCACUGGGGCGCAGCCUGCAACACCCGAUUCCCCGAAGCCUGGAGGCCCCGGCCUAAUAGGCACAGUGGUCGGUUCCGCUACCUCAGGGGCAGACCCUCUUCCACCUACAUCAGUCACUCCUGUGCCACAACAGCAAUUAAAUGUCCCUAGCCAAGGCGAAGACCUCGGCACCGAGAUUCGAUUGUCAAGACCGGAUCCCCAUCUCUUCGCACUCAUUAUCGGGAUUAAUGAUUACAAAUAUCCCAGUACUCCCAAUUUGCUUGGAGCGGUCCCCGAUGCCGAUGCCGUUCGAGAUUACUUACAAGAACAACUCGGAGUCCCAAGCUCCCAAAUCAUAAAUCUCCGAGACAGUCAAGCCACGCGGGCUGCAAUUCUCCACGAAAUCCAUGCGUUUAUGAAUGAUGACCGGAUCCAGAAGGGAGAUCCAAUCCUUAUUUAUUAUGCCGGGCACGGUGCAAGCGCGCACGCACCCCCGAACUGGGAGGCUGGAGGGUCUCAUAUCCAGCUGCUAGUUCCACACGACCAGUCUUGCAUCGAUUGCAGUGGCCACUUGGUCCACGGAAUCCCAGAUCGUACACUUGGGGCUCUGCUUACCCAAAUCGCAGACAAGAAGGGGGAUAAUAUUUCUGUCAUUUUUGACUGCUGCCACUCUGGUUCUGGCACGCGUGCAGAUGUUGCCGAGCCUACCCGCUUGGAUAGAGGCAUCGAAGUUAAGACGAGUCUCCCAGCUGAUCUAGACCAGGAGAUUUGGAAUUCUCCAUCCUCGUCAUCCGAAGAGCGUGCAAUAGCAAUCUCUGCCGGUUUCGCUCACAGCGGUCUUCGAUCCCACGUACUUCUCGCGGCAUGUGGCGCGGAAGAGCGUGCCAGAGAAGAAAGAGCAAGAGGCCUCUUCACGAAGGCACUGAUUGACGCACUUAUUAGCUAUGGAACGGAUAAGCUCACAUACGCUGAUGUUAUUAAGCGAAUGUCACCUCUGCCAACACAGAAUCCACAAUGCGAGGGCGUCAAUCAGAAACGAAUCCUGUUCAAUGCAAAGAGCGCAGCCCGGCGACGCGUGCUCUACAAAAUACACAAAGAUGGUGACAAAUAUGUGAUAAGCGCGGGGGCAGCCCAUGGCAUCACUGCCAAUGCCCGCUUCGCAAUUUACCCAGACCAAGACUCAUCUCUAAAGCAAGAUCCCCUAGGCACCGUCAUCGCUCACCCUCCAGAGCCUUUCAAGACGGACGUAUAUGCUGAGGGAUCCAACUUCACGCUUGAGACGGAGGGAUUUGCGCUUCAGACUCGUGCAGGAGACGAGGAAGAUCUGAAGGUUCAUGUUGCACUGGAUGAAAAGCUUACUUUCAUCUUUCAAGCACUCGCUAAGGAGAUGCAAAGGACCGAUCCCGCGCGCAGAACCAUCAUUCCGGUCGAAAAAAAGGAAGCCGCUAAGCUUGACAUCGCGCUUGAGGACGGAAGCGUCGUCUUCAAUAUCCUCCACUCUGUGACUUCACAGUAUGGGCUGACACGUAUGCCUUGCACUAUCAAGCCAUCCUUCAACGCUGUCCAACUUGUCAUCUAUGCCGCCGCCAACUUCUACUGGCACCUCGACCGCAAGAGUACGAGUGGUAGUCUGCAAAACUUUGUCAACAUCGAGUUCAAGCGGCUUAAAAAAUUACGAGAGGUCGACCAUGAUGGCUACAACGUCCUCCUUGAGGACGGUCCAAAUCUGAUUCGUUCCAGUGUGAUCGAUCUGCAAGUCGAUGACACCGCACAAUAUGGUCUCAAGAUUAUCAAUAACUCGAAAGUGCCACUAUACCUGUCGGUAUUUUUUUUCGAUAGCAGCGACUUGAGCAUCGACUCGUGGUAUGAGCCGCCGACCGCCAGCGGCACUGUCGACCCACCUCUUCGAGGGAAAAGCUUCUUCACCAUAGGCUACGGUAAUUCAGGGACAAAUCCGCGCGAUUUCUACCUUCGAGAGGGACAAAAGCUCGAUGUCGGGUUCUUGAAAGUGUUCCUCUCGACAGAAUAUGUUGAUCUAUCACAUAUCCCUCAGCCGUCGCCCUUCGAUAGGGACCGCGCUUCAAGGCAAGCCCCUCGUAAGCCUCAAGAAGCCUGGGACACUAUUCUAAUCCCAGUAAUCCAACGAAGCGCAUUCUAA
This is a messenger RNA of Fibroporia radiculosa, 2223 nucleotides long. RefSeq lists its product as uncharacterized. The transcript is spliced from 7 exons. NCBI's taxonomy places the organism in Eukaryota, Fungi, Basidiomycota, Agaricomycetes, Polyporales, Fibroporiaceae. Bases 1 to 2223 code for a protein of 740 amino acids. Gene Ontology annotation, biological process: proteolysis. The record is from RefSeq and is a predicted model, not a curated record. Gene Ontology annotation, molecular function: cysteine-type endopeptidase activity.